AUGUGCGCAACCUCAACCUCCCUUGAGAAGAGCCCCGAGCCCGCCGGCGGCGAGGCCAGCUCCAGCGGCGCGCGCGGCGAGACCCUGCGCGCGGUCGGCGGCGCGGUCGCCGGCACGCUGCCUGUGGUAGCAAAGGCGGGCGGGUCGGCGAUCUGGGCGGCGGGCUCCUUCCUCUCGGCGUACGUGGCGCGCGGGGGCGAGGACGGCCGCGGCAGCGUGGGGCGGCUCACCGGCCCGCCGCCCACGGAGCUCGACGACGGCGCGCUGCGCGGACUCGGCUCGUCUGAGGUGCUCCGGAUUGCAAACACGCUGUCGGGCAUCUUCUCGUCGGUGGCACCGGGCGGCGGCAGCGCGAGCGGCGCCGCGAGCGGCCGCCUCCGCGAGCCCGAGCUUCCCCGCCUCGUCGUCGUCGGCGCGCGGCGCAGCCGUUCCGGAAUACGCUCCAAAAACUCUCGCUCACCUCACCGCCGCGCACCGUCGCAGCCGUUCCGGGAGAAGAAGCAGCGCUCUCGCUCCAGCACCGUCGUUCACCUGCCCUCCUCAGGCACGCAGUCGUCCGGCAAGUCCUCACUGCUCAACGGCUUCCUUGCGGCCGACAUCCUGCCGCUCGGCGAGCAGAUGGUGACGCGCGCGCCGCUCAAUCUGCAGCUGGUCCACUCUCCAGACCCGGCGGAGAUGCGCGCAGAGUUUGGCGACUACAGCUGCGGCGCGUGGCAGUGCGCGGCGGCGGUCCCCCUCGCCUUCCCCGACCCGACGCCGCCGCAGCUGCAGCAGAUCCGCGCCUCGAUCGAGGCGCAGACGGAGGCGCGCGCCGGCGCGCAGAAGGGCGUCUCGGCCGCGCCAAUCUUCGUGCGCUACUACUCGCCGAACGUGCCCAACCUGUCGCUGGUCGACUUGCCCGGCCUCACCAUGACUGCGCUGACCGACCACGGCCAGCACCGCGACAUCCCCUACCCCACGCCGCGCGACAUCAAGAGGCAGAUCCGCGACAUGAUUGCGGCGUACAUCCGGCCGGAGCGCACAAUCAUCCUCAUGGUUUGCGGGGCGAGGGCCGACCUCGAGGCGCCGUGUCAGCGCUCGAGCGGCGGCGCGCGCACCGUCGGCGUCCUGACAAAGGUCGACCUGAUGAAUGCGGGGACCGACGUGGCGCGCGACCUGGAGGGGUCGGCGCGCUACCCGGAGGGGUCGGCGCGCUACCUGGAGGGGUCGGCGCGCUACCUGGAGGGGUCGGCGCGCUACCUGGAGGGGUCGGUCCCCUCCGAUCUGCGCCUCGCGCUGGGCUACUUUGCCGCGAAGGGGCCGCAGGGGCUGACGGUGCUCGACGGGUUCCGUGUGGAGCGGGAGUACUUUGGGAAGCACGCGGCGUACUCGGCCCUCGGCGCCGCCGGGCGAGUGCGGCUGGGCGUGCCCCUCCUCUCCCGCUUCCUGUCGCGCGUGCUGCUGCAGCACCUCAAGCAGCACCUGCCCGGCAUCGUGGCGGAAAUGAACGUCCUCACAAAGGAGACUGAGCGCGCCCUGGCGCUGCUCGGGCCGAUGGCGCCACCCCCCCGACGAGGCUGGCAAGACGGCGGCUGUGAACGGCGUCUCUUCACGGCCGCGGCCGCGAACAGGCGCGCUGGUGGAGAAGCGCGCCGACGUCAAGACGGGCGCUACCGCACCACCCACGGGACCGAACCCACACUGGAUUCGACAACUCUAGAGGGUGUGGUACCAGGCCGCCGGAUCAAGGACGCGUUUGAGGCGCUGCAGGGCACGCUGCGCGACGUCUCGCCCUUCUCCGCUGCGGCCUUCCCGGACGAGCACCUCGCUGCGGCCCCGCGUGCCGCUCCACCUGUGAACGGCGUCUCUUCACGGCUGCGGCUGCGAGCAGGCACCGUCCACGAGCGAGCGGCGGCUGUGAACGGCGCCUCUUCACCUGGUCCGCUACCUGUGCAGCUGCUGCCACCGUCCACGACCAGCUGCUCGCCCUCGCCAGCCGGCUGCUCAACUCGCCCUCGCUCUGCCGCGCGGGUCCGCGAGGAGGUCGCGGAGAUGCUCGGCGGCGCGCGGACCCUCGCGCAGGCAGAGGCAAAGGUCGAGGAGCUCAUCGAGAUGGAAGAGGCGUACAUCUCCACCGACGACCAGGCCUUCCUCUCGAGCUCGCCGCUGUGCAAGAGGACACGCGGGCGGACGGGCAUGUCUUUUUCUCUAGGCCUCCGGCUCCGAGCUCGCCGCCGUGAAGCAGCAAGUGUGGCGAGCCCGAUCUUUCUUUGUCAGGCCUUCCUCUCGGAGCUCGCCGCCGUGGCCUUCCUCUCGGAGCUCGCCGCCGUGGUGAAGAAGCUCGGGCAGCGCUUCGACGCGCCGCUCAUCCGCUCGCUCCUCAGCUCGUACUACGGCACGGUCGUGCGCUCGAUCUCGAACGCUGUGCCAAAGGCGGUGAUGCUCUUUAUGGUGCGCGCCUCGCACGACGGCGUCUACGCCUGCCUCUUCGACCGCAUCGCGAGGCAGCCUCCCGCCGGCCUGCUCGACGAGCCGCCGGAGAUGGAGACCAAGAGGCGCGGCGACGUCGAGCUGCUGGCCAAGCUGCGCGCGGCUCGCACGGCGCUCGAGUC
This is a messenger RNA of Emiliania huxleyi CCMP1516, 2591 nucleotides long. RefSeq lists its product as hypothetical. NCBI's taxonomy places the organism in Eukaryota, Haptophyta, Isochrysidales, Noelaerhabdaceae. The transcript is spliced from 18 exons. The record is from RefSeq and is a predicted model, not a curated record. The annotation marks the transcript as partial. Gene Ontology annotation, cellular component: membrane; cytoplasm; microtubule. Gene Ontology annotation, molecular function: GTPase activity; GTP binding; microtubule binding.